Molecule: messenger RNA, 3201 nt
Organism: Erigeron canadensis
Lineage: Eukaryota; Viridiplantae; Streptophyta; Magnoliopsida; Asterales; Asteraceae
Exons: 12
Coding region: 1077-2759 (560 amino acids)
Source: RefSeq, a predicted model, not a curated record
UCUGUUUUGACCCUUUACCCAACCCACCCAAGAGUGUCAUUUUGUGAACUCUACUUUUGUGGAAAUGUAUUCAGCUUACAAAUUUCUAAGUUUUAUCAGGGAACGGGUGAAGAUCUUCAGCGAGAUCUUGCCGGUUGCAAACAAGUGUUUUCCAAGUAUUCCUUGAAGAAAAAGAUUGCGCCCAAACGGUUUAUCUGGCAAGUGUUUCUGAUUUUGAACAGCAGAAACUUGAAGAAAGAGGGAAAGAUAAUGUUCCAAAUAAACGAACCAGAACUUCUAUGGUGGAUUAAAGGGUGGUUGUGCAUCCUGUUACUCCUGCUAGAUCAGCUGACACGGUAGAAAGGGAUAAAGAAGUGUUAAGAAAGGGUCUUCAGGGUGAGGAUCGAUUAUUUCCCAUUGUCCGUGAUGGUUGGGAAAAGCCAAAAAUGAAGAAGAAACGUUCUGUGAUAAAGGCUGACACUGCUUCAAGUCCAAGCUCGGGGUCAACAAAACCUAGUGAUGGAUACCGGAAAUCCAAGGAAGGUAUACAUCUCGGGCAUAUUCCUGAUGCUAGGUCAAGGGUAACUGAUUCCUAUGUUUCCAGGCCUGGACCUGCUAAUGGAGCAGGAAAAGCUGAUGGAAAACUUUCAUUCAUCUCAAAGACCGAUCAUGAGAAUACACUCAAUGAUAAAAGAGAGAGAAGUAAUACUACAGAGAAAGGAAGAAAAAAGAUCAAAGCUGUCAAUAAGGAGCGUGCUCGAGAAAAAAUUAUUCUUGGUAGCACCACUAGCACAAAACUGCAUGAAAAUACUCGAGGUCUAAGAUCAGGUGCAGGAUCAGGUGUUGUAUUGCCUAAGUUAUCCCCAGUAGUACAACGGGAAACUGCUUCUAAUGAUCUGGGUUUGCUUCACGGAACAAGCAACAACACUGCCAAUCGUAAACGUACACUAUCAAUACGUUCUUCAUCUCCGCCAGUUGCACAGUGAGCCGAUCGAAGGACCCAAAAGAUAUCCUGUACCGCAAGGAGAAGCAAUCUCGUAACUAAUGAUGAAAUUCCUUUAGAUUCUCAUUGGCAGUCAGAAUCAAAAGUUGACCAUAUGCUGUUAUCUGCAUUAUCGGAGGGCGAAGAGUCUGGUGCUUUUAAAGUUACAGAGAAGGGGAAGAAGUGUGAUAAAUUUAAAGAUAAAUCUGGAAAAAAUGUUUACACGAUGUCAAUAGCCCCCCCAACAAGAAAGAGCAAGUUGGAGAAGGGAGAAGGUCAUGCUGAUGGAGUUUCCAGAGGCCGAAGUGGGCAGGGUUUUGGUUCUUCACGGUUUACUGCACCAAUGAAAGGUGAAAAGCUUGGAUGCACAGGAACUGCAAAGCAACUUAGAACUGCUAUACUUCCUUUUGACAAAUCUGAAAGUAUCUACAGCAAAUUAGGUCAGCUUUCCACCAGGGAACUCUCGGAUCACAGGGCUAGUAAACGUCAAAAACAUACUGCAGCCAGUACUACAUCAGAUUUUCUUGGUCAAGCAUUAUCUAGCCCUUUCUGGAGGCAAGUCGACCAGGAUAUCAUUUCAUCCACUGUCACUACCCCAAAAACAGUAGCAUCAGACAUUGAUAACUCCAGUAUGCUUUCUAACGGAAUGGAUGCAAGAAAUGUUGAGCUGGACUCCGAUCCUUUAGCACCAAGAACACCAAGUCCUGUGGAGAUUCCUCUCUGUCAGAGACUUCUUUCUGCUUUAAUAUCAGAAGAUGAAAACGCCGAGCCAACUAGCUGUGUAAAUGAUGGCCUAAAGUGUUACAUUUAUGAUACCAAAUUCGAGGUUGAAACAGAGGUAGAAUCCAAUAUAUUCAGUGAGCGGUCGUUUCAAAACAUGGAACUUAGCGGACAUGAUGCUUUUAGUGGUUAUGGAAUAAAAUCUACCCGGAGAUCCUGUAGUGAGCUCAAACACAACCUUUCGGACAAUCAAAUAAUUUCCAUGAAUGAAAGACUACUUCUAGAGAUUCAGAGUAUCGGACUCUACCCUCAAUUAGUGCCUGAUUUAGCACACACUGGGGAAGAAGAUAUUAGUAAGGAUAUUGGUAACCUGGAAAUAAAGCACCAAGAAAAGGUUUUCAGGAUGGAAAACCAGCUUGGCAAGCUGUUAAGGUCUGCUACUGAAAUAAGACAGCUUCAGGAGAAGGAAUUUGAACAACAUUCUCUUGACAAAGUUACAAAACUGGCUUACCAGAAGUACAUGAGUUGUCGGGGACCUAAUGCACCUGGAGGAAAGAGUGCUAAACUUGCCAAGCAAGAUGCUUUGGCUUUAGUAAAACAGACAUUAGACCAAUGCCAAAAGUUUGAAACAACAGGCAAUAUCUGCUUGGAUGAGCCCUUAUUUAGGGAAAUGUUCGUCUCUGCAUCAUCACCCUUUAUUGAUAGCCAGUUAUCUUCUGAGACCAAAAUUGAUGCUAGUCAACUUUAUGGGAAUUCCAUGGAAAGAGCUCCAGGUACACAAAAAAGUCUUCAUAACAUUUAUAUCGGUGCAAAAGGGAAAAUAAGUAAGAGGGACAAAGAGUGGACGGGAAGUAAUGGAUUUAAAGUAGGACAGCCUGCAUUAAAUAACACAGAGGGUGAAAGACAGACAAAAACAAAGCUCCAGCAGAAUGCAGCUCGAUUAUCCAAUUCCAAUAAUGGUCCUCAAUUCAAGAUUUCAGAUCAUCAUAAACCAACGGAUGAGAUCAAAUUUAACAAUGUUAAAGAAAACGUUGAAUAUGAUGAGCCACUUGUUUUUUGCCCACCUGCAAAUUCCUGAAACGGAUGCUUUCGGAGAUGAUUUUGGUGAACAUGGGCAGGACAUAGGUUCAUGGCUAAACAUUGAUGAUGAAGGUUUUCAAGAUGAUGAUUAUAUGGGUCUCGAGAUUCCAAUGGAUGAUUUAACUGAUCUAAAUAUGAUGGUUUAAUGAUGGUUAUCAUAUCACACAUAGACAUGCCAACCACUUACAGAUGACGGUCAAGUGAUUUUCCCUUCGGUAAUUAGGCUACAGGUUCUUUACAAAACCCCUAAAGAAGUUAAUAUCAGGAGAACCGUUAAGUGUUUCAGUUUUUGUGCUAUUUUAGCUGCUUAGACUGUAAAAAUCUGUCCGUUUCAUGAUAUCUUAGAAAACACUGUAUUCUGGUUACAUUUACAGAUUGGGGCACAAUACCCCGUGUACAGAUAACUUAUUUUUUUUAAUAUGAUAGGCUUAUUCAUAAUA